Messenger RNA from Quercus robur (English oak), 4155 nucleotides. RefSeq names its product TMV resistance protein N-like. NCBI's taxonomy places the organism in Eukaryota, Viridiplantae, Streptophyta, Magnoliopsida, Fagales, Fagaceae. Gene Ontology annotation, molecular function: ADP binding; protein binding. The coding region runs from base 46 to 3852 and encodes 1268 amino acids. Gene Ontology annotation, biological process: signal transduction; defense response. The transcript is spliced from 6 exons. The record is from RefSeq and is a predicted model, not a curated record.
UCCUUCUCUCUCGUGCACUGCAAUCUCAUCAAUGUCAUCAUCCUGAUGCUGACCUACCUUUAUUAUCUUUAUUCUUCCUCAUCUUCUUCCCAGCUGAACGCUAAAACCCAAUUCAAUUUCAAUUUCACUCGCUUUCCCCUUCGAAGAUAUUCCCGUCAACAAUUUUUCAGUUUAUGCAUACUGAAACUGAAAACUAUUAAGGUCUUUUUUUUUUUCUUUUUUUUGCGUCCAAUCCUUUCUAUGGCCACUCAAACAUCCUCCUUUCUUUCUUCUUCCUCUUCUUCUUGGAAAUACGAUGUGUUCCUAAGUUUUUGCAGUUUUGACACCUGCAAGACUUUUGCAGACCAUCUCUAUACUGCUUUGAAACAAAAGGGUAUUAUCACCUUUAGGGAUGAUGAGAAACUUGAGCGAGGAAAGUAUAUUUCUACUGAGAUCUUGAAAGCAAUAGAAGGAUCCAAGUAUGCAAUUGUUGUUAUCUCAAAAAACUAUGCUUCUUCAAAGUGGUGCCUAAUUGAACUAGCAAAGAUUGUUGAGUGUAUGAUGGAGACCAGAUUAACAGUUUUGCCCGUCUUUUACCAUGUGGAUUACUCUGAAGUACGAAACCAGAUGGAAAAUCUUGCUGAAACCUUUACUAAACAUGAGAAAGACCCCAUGUUUAACAAAGAGGAUGUGCAAGAUUGGAAAGAUGCAUUGAAAGAAGUGGGCAAUAUCUCCGGAUGGUAUAUAAAUGAUAGGCAUGAAUCAACAGCUAUCCAAGAAAUCCUUCAAAGCAUAUCUAGUGAAUUGAAUCCUAUAAUUCAAAGUACUAUUUCCAAGAAACUUGUUGGAAUAGAAUCCUGUGCAAGGGAAAUGUUGGAUUUAUAUUUAGAUGAAAGGUUAGGUGGUGUUUGCUUUUUAGGGAUUUGCGGGAUGGGUGGAAUGGGUAAAACAACUCUUGCACUAGAUAUUUUUGAAAGAAUUUCAGGUAGCUUUGAAGCUAGCAGCUUUAUAGCCAAUGUAAGAGAAAAGACUAAAAAUCAACAUCUAGUUUCUUUGCAGAAACAACUUCUUUCUGACAUCCUAAAGGGAAGUAAAAUAAAUAUAUGGAAUGUUUUUGAGGGGAUCAAUAACAUAGGGAAUAGACUACAUGAUAAAAAGGUUAUUAUUGUUCUUGAUGAUGUUGAUGAAGAAAAACAACUAGAAGCAUUAGCUGGGAACCAUGAUUGGUUUGGUCUAGGGAGUAGAAUCAUUGUAACGGGCAGAGAUAGCCAUUUGUUGAGAAGAUGUGUGGAUUACAUAUACACAGCAAAGGGGUUGAAUAAUGAUGAAGCUUUGCAACUCUUUAGUUUGAGUGCUUUCAAGAAACCAUAUCCUAAAGAAAAUUAUGUAGAUUUGUCUAUGUAUUUUGUGAAUUACACUAAUGGCCUUCCUUUAGCUCUUAAAGUUUUAGGUUCUUUGUUGUUUAAUAAAAGUGUAGAUGAAUGGAAAAGUGCCAUAGAUAAACUUAAAGCAGAACCUGACAAAGAAAUUUUGGAUGUUCUUCAAAUAAGUUUUGAUGGGCUAACAUACAUGCAGAAAGAAUUAUUUUUAGAUAUUGCUUGUUUUUUCAAAGGAGAGAACAAAGAUUGCAUAAGAGAUAUACUUCAAAGUUUUGGUUAUUAUCCAGACUACAAUAUUGGUGUUCUUAUUGACAAAUCUCUCAUAACCAUUAAUAAAGAGGGAACUUUGUGGAUGCACGAUUUGCUACAAGAAAUGGGUCAAGAAAUUGUUCGUUGUGAAUCCCCUAAAGAGCCCAGUGGACGUAGUAGGUUGUGGCUUUAUGAGGAUGUCCUUCAUAUAUUGAAGAAUAAUACUGGAACAGAUGUAAUUGAAGGCAUAGUGCUAAACACGCCUUUUCAAAAAGAGGAACACUUAAACGCUGAAACCUUCUCAAAGAUAAAAAAAUUGAGAUUGCUUAAAAUUAACAAUAUGCAGCCUCCACAAGGCCUCAUUAGAGGUAAUGUGCAACUUCCACAAGGCCUUAGUUAUCUUUCUAAUGAGUUACGUGUUAUAGAAUGGCAUGGAUAUCCUUUAAAAUCUAUGCCAUCUAGUUUUCAACCAAACAAACUUGUUGAACUCAGAAUGCAUUGCAGCCGCAUCAAACAACUGUGGAAAGGAAUUAUGAAUUUAGGCGAGUUGAAACUCAUUGACCUGAGUGAUUCUCAAAACUUGAUUGAGACCCCGGACCUUAGUGGAGCCUCAAAUCUUAAGCAAUUGAUUCUUCAAGGUUGUACAAGACUAUGUAAGAUUCAUGGAUCGCUUGGAAAUCUCAAAUGGCUUAUUCGAUUGGAUUUGAGUGGCUGCCAAUGCCUUGAAAGUCUUCCAGAAAAGAUCAACCUAGAAUCUCUUGAAGUUUUUAUUCUUGCUGGUUGUUCAAGACUAAAGAAGUUUCCAGAGGUUGCCUGUUAUAGUUUGAUGCCUCUAAAAAUUCUUACUUUAUCUGGCUGCUUAAAACUUGAUGAAUUGCCAGAAAAUUUGGGGAAGUUUGAAGUCUUGGAGGAGUUAGAUGUGAGCGGAACUGCUAUAAAAGGGCUACCUAAAUCCAUCAAUCUCUUAAAAAAUCUCAGACUACUAUCUCUUCAUGGAUGUGGAGGGAUAUCACCUAAAUCUUCGAAUAAACUCCUCAAUUUUCCUUUAAUGCUUGAAAGAAGUAUAGAUCCCAUGGGCAUGUUGGCCCAUACUCUAUCAGGCUUAUGCUCUUUGACCAAACUAGAUCUAAGUUAUUGCAAUCUUCAGAAAAUUCCCGAUGUUAUUGGCUGUUUGGGGUUUUUAUUACAAUUAGAUUUACAAGGAAAUAAUUUUGUUUGCCUUCCUGAAAGUAUGACUCAACUAUCUAAUCUGAAAUUUCUUUAUUUAACUUAUUGCACGAGUCUUCGAUCAUUGCCAAAGCUUCCAUCAAAUAUUGAGGCAAUUACUGCAAGAGGGUGUAACUCACUAGAAACAUUAUCAAUUAGCCCAGAUUACAAUUUUUGCCCAUCACUCGACCUUCACAAUUGCCUCAAAUUAAUUGAGAAUCAAGGGUACGGUGAUGUGUUGUCAACAAUGCUAAGACGUUAUUUCAUUAAGAGUCACUGUAAGCAAAGCUCAUAUAGUCUCGUGAUUCCUGGAAGUCAAAUUCCAAAAUGGUUUAGCCACCAAAAUGUGGGGGCUUCAGUGAAUUUGCAAGUGCCUUCACAUUUAUGUAACAAAUUCAAGGGAAUUGUGGUGUGCAUUGUUUUUGUACUCCACCAGAAACUCUUUAGUAUUAAUGAUUGUGGAUUUAUGAGAUGUACGCAUAAGCUUCGGCGUUCCAUUAAAGCCAACGGAUAUGAAGCUGGCUCAUCGUACCUUCUUUUAUCCAAAGAUAUUCGUAAGAUUGAAUCAUAUCAGCUUCAGCUGGAAUAUUAUCCCUCUACAUGCUUUGGAAAGGGCUGGAUGAAAGAAUUGAAUAGAGUCAACGCUAAUGGAUUCAGCCAGAUUGAGGUUACAUUAGAAACCGAAGGUCCAGGCUUGGAGGUUACCAAAUGCGGGGCCCAUUUGGUAUUUGAGCAAGACAUUGAACAUCUCAACCAAACUAUGGCUGGGUGUAGUAGCUGCAUCAUCACUCCUUAUGAGGAUGAUUUACAAGAUUCAGCAAAAGAUACCAAAAUAAAGCGAAGCCGUGAUGACUCUUAUGGGGAUGGAGCUGGACCAAGUGAAGAAGGUACCUCUAAUGAUGCACCUCACCGAAAGAGGAUACGGCUCCCUAAUCUGAUUGAAAGAUUCAUUCCACAUUUGGGAAAUUGGAUUGGGAAUUUAAGCACACAAGGACAAGGUGAUUCUGAUUGUGAAGAGGAAUCCCAGGGAAAGGGGUAGCUUACAUGAAUCUGCACAGCUGAUCAACUUGUUUUCUUUGAUUUUUUUUGCCCCGUACUGGAUAAGCAUGAAGAAGUUAUUGGACGUCGUUGGCAAGGACAAAGUGUCACAUUGCAGCUGACGAUAAAACAUGUGCAACUGAUUGUAUGGUAGUCAUUUUUAUUCAAUUGUGUCGCCGGGGGGGGGGGGGGUAGAUUCAGAACUUUUGUUGUUGCUCUCUUUUUAUAAUAUUGUAAAAUCAAAUAGACGCAUGUCAUUCCAUGCAAUUUCAACAUUCAAGGAAAUUCCUUUUGCUUCUCUCAA